GUUGAGCGACUGGUUUCAUUGUGUCUAGCUCAUGAAGGAAUUGUCUGCAAUGAAACACUUUCGUCAGGGGCGACAUCGACUAAAGAAAGCUCCAUCGAGGAUCGGUUAUUUCGUCGGGGCAUAGCUCAAAGUGAGCGCUCUGACGCCGAUGACAAUGGUUUGAAUACGGUCAAUCAUAGAGGGUCCAAAUCAAUUGACACACCCAACUAUGCCAACCUUUAUGAGUAUCUUUCGGAGUUAUUUAUGUUUGCUCGAGUACCCCAGCGCCUCGACAACGGUAGCGCAGCUGUCAUACUUGACAUGAUCAUUUGUCUUUUACAGGCUACUGACUACUUACUUUCAAGUGACUCCGCGACGGAUCUCGAACAGACAUUCUCGGACAUUAGGGAGAAAGUUUCUGUCCUGGUUUCGGCUCUUACAGUUUCUUUCAACCAGCGGUUGGAAUUUCUCAAACGAAUGUUUUCUUCGAAAAUGUAUGAUGUAGAUUCACUUGCAGCAGGUAUUCCGCAGGACUUCGCUUCCGCUUGCACGCGCCCAAACGCCCUACCCUGUCCAGCACCUCUUAUCAUUUUAAGGGAAACUCGGUUCCCUCUUGCUGUCGGCAAAACUUCUCUGUUGAAAAAAGCCUUAAAAAGUGCGGUUGAGAUGUGUUGGCAGUUUCCUACAUUCGAUAAACAUGAUAACCCUCAGAAUCUGCAGGAACGACUGGCUGAGUUUGUGAUGAAUCCUCUGGGAGUGGAUAGUGGUAAAGCACCCUCUGUGUGCCACCUCUUUUCCACAACAAGCCUGUUACUGCGACAUUACGAGGAAGCUAUCAUUUCGCACUUCGUACGUCCGCCGUUACUAACUGCCCCAAAACCUUUCGCCGUUCGAAGAGCACUGGCAAAAUCCGCUGCAAAACUUCUUGCUACCGCUCAGCCCUGCAAAACCGACGUCGAUUUGCUUUCAUACGUAGAAGGUCAGCCAGUCGCUCCGUCGAACGACAAACGCCAUGUGUCGUCAUACCUACUGGCUGACGACACAUGGCAGUACAUGUCUCGUGGCCGCACUUACAAGUGA
Messenger RNA from Mesocestoides corti, 1059 nucleotides. Lineage: Eukaryota; Metazoa; Platyhelminthes; Cestoda; Cyclophyllidea; Mesocestoididae. The record is from the annotation of a GenBank genome assembly.